This is a messenger RNA of Fusarium pseudograminearum CS3096, 1497 nucleotides long. RefSeq lists its product as uncharacterized. Gene Ontology annotation, cellular component: cytoplasm. The record is from RefSeq and is a predicted model, not a curated record. NCBI's taxonomy places the organism in Eukaryota, Fungi, Ascomycota, Sordariomycetes, Hypocreales, Nectriaceae. Bases 1 to 1497 code for a protein of 498 amino acids. The transcript has 2 exons.
AUGUCGCUGGCACCGAGUUUGCCAAGGCUACCAAGCCCCCCGCCCGCCGCUGAGAUUCAGAUGGCGCCCAUGUCUCCGUCCGGUGGCCCAGCAGCCAGUCUUCAGACAACACCUCAAGAGCAGACACAGCUUGAAGCUAGCUCCAGGCGGCGGAUACAUCCAGGAACGAAGGCGGCAGAUAUGGCAGCUGGCCCUCCCUUGAUACCUCUACAUGAGCUCGACUCUGCCUUCCAACUUCAAGAACAUCUGGCUGCCCUCCAUUGCUACCAUACCGCCUCCAAUACUCAACCGAUUUCUCGCGAAACCGCGUUACAGCUUGCGACUCCUCCCAGCGGCGUCGACCGAACCAUCUGGCUCUAUGAGCUCUGCCGCUUCCUCAUCUCAAAGUGCAACUCGUUGAUCGUUGGCUUCCUCUUCGACACCCCACCAUGCAGUGCGAACACGUGCCCUGAGAUGCGCGCUUCCGAAUGGCAGUUCCUCUGUGCUGUGCAUGAGCAACCCAAGAGUUGCUGCGCCAUCGACUACUGCUGUCAUACCCUUGACUGGGCUGCCAACGUUGUAACCGACCAGAAGAUCUUCCCUAGCCGGUUUGUUGUUCACAACGACAAUCAUAGUAAGAAUGUUGGCGUCAAGAAUCUCGUCAAUGUGUUCCGCCGGCUGCAUCGCAUAUUUGCCCACGCCUGGUUCCAGCACCGUGGUGUUUUCUGGUCUGUCGAAGGGGAAACAGGGCUCUAUGUCUUUUUCAAGACAGUAUGCGAUCUGUACGACCUGCUACCCGCUGAGAACUACAAGUUGCCCCCUGAAGCAGAAGGACUCGAAGCGCCCCAUGUUGAACAGGAGGCCGCGCAGCCUCCGCCCACUAUUCUCAAGCCCUCGUCUCAACAGCGAGGUCCUCCCGCCGAGGAAGAUAACAUGCAUCCCACAAGAACGAACACUCGCCGACACAUUCGAAGCAGCCCUUCAACAGGAAGCGCCGUGACAACUGUGAUUGAAGCCGAAGAGGAGGAUGCAGAUGGAGUUUCAAGGAGGCUCAAAAACAUGCACCUCACCGCACCCUCCCCAGUGGAAGAAGAGCCAGAAGUCGCCGAGGUUCCCGUUAUUGUUGAACAAGAAGUUAUAGGCGAGACUGAGUCCCAAACCCGCGACCCUCACCCUGAAGAUGCUGAAGAGGACGAAAUCGAGGACGAAGGAGACGAGGACGCUGACCAAACAAUCGUUGGGGAUGCAUCUGAAAAAGACCCCACAGACGACGAAGGCACCCAAAAUAAUGAAACCGAGCCAACACUUGAACCAGUCGAGUCCAAAGAAGCCAAAGAAAAGAGCGGCUCAGAGGAAGACUCGUCUGAAGAGAAGCCCACAGAGUCACCAGAGUCUACUGGAGAUUCCACCACAGAUGCUUCUGACGCCAAGCCCGAUACCGAGAGCAAACCCUCUGAAGACGAAACGGAAGCUAAAGAUACCAAGUCUACAAGCGAAAGUAAAAAGGAUGAGAAAUGA